CAGGACGCUACUCCUACAUUCACAAGCACAGGCAGAAUCCAGAAACAGAAACUCCCACUGUCUCUUUCCCUCACGCACGCACCGUCGCAAUCACCAGUUCACAUUCUGCGAUCACGGUUCAUUGCACACCCAAAAGAUCCAUCGAUCCAUCGAUCGAUCCAGAGAAGGCGAGAGCGCAAAUGGGCAUAUUAGCGACGAGCAAAGGCAAGAGCAGCGACCAGAGCUCGGGCAUGGGCUUCCUCCUCGUCUUCUUCCCCGAAGACCAGCACCAGCACCGCUCCGCCUCCGCUUCCUCCGACAUUGUCGACAAGCCCAAGCUCUUGUCGUCGUCGUCGUCCUCCUCCUCUCCUUCUCCUUCUCCUCCUUCUCCUUCCCCCUUCAGAAGGACCCACUCCGGUCGCCUCCUGAGCAGAGCUCAGUCCACCAUCUCCAUCUGCGCCCUCCUCGUCUCCCUCACCCUCCUCGUCUUCGCCCUCUCCACCUUCGACCCCCCUUCUUCCCCCUCCUCCGCCUCCGUCCCCGCCUCCGCCGUCUAUUCUUCCCGCCGCUUCUUGCCCGAGCAGCAACCUCAGCCUCUCCUCGCUCCCCGGCCCCGAAACGACCGCGCGCCUCCGUCGUUCUGGUCGUUCCCCGCCUUCUCAUGGCGGACCAGGCCCAAAACUGGCGGUUCCAAGCACCAGUUCGCGCUGCAGGGGAUGGGCACCCUGUACAGGAGGGGCACGCGCGCCAUGAACGACCUCCUCGUCGCUCACCUGGUCGAGAGCCUCUCCGAGGAGGAGCUCCGGUUGUUCCUGCGGACGCUGCAUCGGUCCGGCCUCACGGCCAGAGCCGACGUCGUCCUCAUCUUCCCUUCCCGCGCCGCCGCCUCGAGAUUCGGUCCCGUAAUUCGGGAAGAGGACGAGUCGUUCGCGAAGCUACUUCAUAACUACGCGCAGCGGUUCAACGCGACCGCCGCGACUUCGAGGUCUCCCGGGAGUUUCGACGGGACCCAUUUCGUGAAGCCGUCCAAGGAAGCCGGCGAGCCACUGUGGGGCAAGCGCGCGCGGGUUGGCAAUUCCAGCAGCGACGCCGCCGCCGCCGCCGCCGCCGGCGGAAGCGGCGAGGCGGCGAGUCCGGACAAGCCGGCGCAGCCGAGUUACGGGUCGGUGGUGGGCUUCGAGGCGGGGGAGCUCGACCCGGAGAACUCGCUCUCCGGGUUCAUGGACCACGUCCCGAUGAGCCUGCGGCGGUGGGCAUGCUACUCGAUGCUGCUCGGCCGAGUCCGGCGGAGCUUCAAGCACGCGAUGCUGAUCGACGCCAAGACCUGGGCCGUGCUCCGCGACCCGCUCGGCCGCGUCAGGAGCCGGAGCCCCGAGACGGUGCACCUGCUGACGGCGGCGGCGGCGCCGAGCAAGGCCGAAUCGGGCAAGCGCGGGAGGAGGGGCUCGGACCGGGCCCAGCCGCCGCCGGGUUCGGUGAGCCCGGGGGUGGUGAUGGGCGGCACGCGGGGCGUGCGGCGGCUGGCGGCGGCGAUGCUGAACGAGGUCGUCCGGGCGUCCAUGCAGCAGCAGCACAAGAGGAAGGGCGCGGUGACGGAGGCCGGGGUGCUGGGCCAGCUCGCGAGCAACGAGUUCGUGCUGAGCAACGUGAACCUGGUCGUGUCGCCGGAGGACUCCGGCGGCGGCGGCGGCGGCGGCGGCGGCUCGGUCUCGCCUCUGAUCAAAUACGGUAAUAAUGGCAAUAACAACAGUCAUUUCCGCGACGUAAAGGGUAUGAUCAUGAGGCAAAUAUGUUCGUCCGAGUUGGAUUCUUCUGUUUAUAGCGAUUGUUAGAGACUAAAAUUUGGAAAAAAAAAAAAAAAAAAAAAGGAGAGAGAGAGAGAGAGAGAAGAAGUUUAUAGACAGAGAAAAUAGCGAAUUACAUUACGGUCAGAUAAAGAGAAAUGUCAAUUAUCAGUUCGAAUUUCGUGA
Messenger RNA from Eucalyptus grandis, 1949 nucleotides. RefSeq lists its product as uncharacterized. Lineage: Eukaryota; Viridiplantae; Streptophyta; Magnoliopsida; Myrtales; Myrtaceae. The record is from RefSeq and is a predicted model, not a curated record. The coding region runs from base 180 to 1811 and encodes 543 amino acids. The transcript has a single exon.